UUUCAAUUUCGCAAGUAUUAUCCAUCACAUUUCUUCCUUCGUACACUUUGCUAAAAUUGUUCUUUCUCUAGAAAUCUCUAAUUUUCUCAUUGGAGUAGAAGAUAUGGCCGUCGCUCAAGCAACCAAGUCUGUGAAGAAAGCUACUGGUGCGAAGAAAUCCGCCGCUAAAACAUCUCCAUCUCAUCCUCGUUACAUCGAGAUGAUUACAGAGGCUUUGGUUUCGUUGAAGGAGAGAACAGGAUCAAGUUCUUAUGCAAUUGCGAAACACAUCGAAGAACAGCAGAAAGUUAAAGAUCUUCCGCCAAACUUUAAGAAAAUUCUAUACAACCAAUUAAAAAGGUUUGUGGAAUCUGGCAAACUAGUAAAAGUGAAGAAUUCAUUCAAACUACCUCCUGGAGCAUCAAAAAAGUCACCUGCAGCCGUUGAGAAGCCAAAACCUAAAACUAAGCAAGCCGCUGUGAAAGCUAAGAAGCCGAAGAAGGCUGCUACUACAAGUGCAGCCAAGCCGAAAAAGCCAAAGGUCGCCGUGAAGGUUACUAAAUCUAAAUCUCCAGCUAAAAAGGUCGCUCAAGUGAAAGCCAAGAAGCCGAAGAGCAUCAAGUCCCCAAUGAAGAAAGCAACGGCUGUGAAGAAGACUGUGCCGAUGAAGAAAACUAAGAAGAAAAACUAAGGAAAUUUGGAAUUCAAUCUUUUGAAAAUUAGGGUUUUUGGUUUGUAAAUUUGUUUAUAGCUCCCUAUUAGGGCUUUGAUUUCGAGAAGAUUACGAAUGAUGAUAACUGAUUAGUAGUAAUUACAAGAUUUAUUUUAGAUGUUUUAUUUUUAAAUUAUGUUUUUAUUUGGAUACUUUUGACAUCAUUAGUAAGUCGAUAUGCAAUGAAAUUUUAGUUUUACUGA
Amaranthus tricolor (Joseph's coat) is the source of this 894-nucleotide messenger RNA. Its product is annotated as histone H1-like. The record is from RefSeq and is a predicted model, not a curated record. NCBI's taxonomy places the organism in Eukaryota, Viridiplantae, Streptophyta, Magnoliopsida, Caryophyllales, Amaranthaceae. Gene Ontology annotation, molecular function: double-stranded DNA binding; structural constituent of chromatin; nucleosomal DNA binding. The transcript is spliced from 2 exons. Gene Ontology annotation, cellular component: nucleosome; nucleus. The coding region runs from base 104 to 670 and encodes 188 amino acids. Gene Ontology annotation, biological process: nucleosome assembly; chromosome condensation; negative regulation of DNA recombination.